Messenger RNA from Octopus sinensis (East Asian common octopus), 1359 nucleotides. RefSeq names its product craniofacial development protein 2-like. Gene Ontology annotation, cellular component: nucleus. The record is from RefSeq and is a predicted model, not a curated record. NCBI's taxonomy places the organism in Eukaryota, Metazoa, Mollusca, Cephalopoda, Octopoda, Octopodidae. Gene Ontology annotation, molecular function: catalytic activity. The transcript has a single exon. Bases 1 to 1359 code for a protein of 452 amino acids. Gene Ontology annotation, biological process: chromatin remodeling.
AUGGCUAAAACAGUACGAAGAACGAAGAGAAAAGGAAAAGGGCCUCAGUACCCUGCACAUCAAUCGGGCCACUCCAUGACGGCGGAGUGCAACUCGAGCGACGAGAGGCUGCUAAGAAUCACAGGUUCCCGAAUGCCGUCAUGGAACAGGACUAAACUUGCCAUAUGCACCUACAACUUCAGGUCCAUGGCAGGGUGGCAAGAACUGAACCACCUAAUGGAGGAGAGGAAGAAGAUCAGGUGCGACGUGUUAGGGCUGUGCGAGACACUCUGGAAGAAGGAAGCGAGUAUACGAUGGCAAGAUGGAUGCACUGUGAGAUUAGGAAGAGCGGAAGGUGUUAGAUCGGUCGGAGGUAUCGGAUUCAUCGUAAGUAAGGAAUGGGCUUCGAGGGUCGCUUCAUGCCACUUCAUAUCAUCACGGAUUGGUGUACUAAAUGUGAACCGCUCAGGGAAGGCCACCCUCAAGAUUGUCCAGACCUAUGCUCCCACAAGUGCCAGCGACGACGACGAGGUGGAAGAAUUCUAUCGACAACUAGACAAAGGGCAGGCUAUGAAGUCCACUUACACUAUCGUGAUGGGAGACUUCAACGCAAAGGUUGGACAUGGACGACAAGGAGAGGAGUACGUCGGGAGAUUUGGCAUGGGAGAGAGAAACGAGAGAGGAGAACGUUUGGCUACCAUGGCAGAGGCGAGGCAGCUCUACAUCGGAAACAGCCUAUUCAGGAAGAGGGAGAGGAAGAGAUGGACUUGGAUAUCGCCGAACUCUAAGCACCGAAGCGAGAUCGACUACAUCCUGGUUGAUAAGCGACGCAUAUUGCAUGACGUCUCCGUCGUGACGCCAUUCAACACCGGCAGCGAUCAUCGUCUGGUAAGGGCGAGGGUCGUCAUCGACGGGAAGAGGGAGAAGAUGGCGUUAUAUUUGGCGUCGAAGGGAAAACGUGUCCGAGUCUACAACGAGGCAAAGCUGCAGGAAGCCAUCAUGCAGGAAGACUGGUGCCAAGGAGACGACAUAGACGAUGACUACAACUCACUGAUAGGGAAACUGAAGGAGUGUUUAAGGAAGGCUAAGGGUGUAUGCCCAAGAGAAAAGAAGGGAAGAAUCUCGGAAGAAACUACGAAGUUACUCGAGAAGAGGAAAAAUAUGAAGAGGAAUAUUGAAGAUCACCUUGAAUAUUCCAUUCUCAGCAGAGUGAUUCGUCAGCAACUAAAGAAAGACUUUGAGGCAUACCAGAUGGAGAAGCUCUUGAAGGCCGCAGAGGAAAAGAAGAGCCUCAAGAAAUUCAAGAGGGACAUGGUACUAUAUAGAUCGGAGGUGACGGCCCUGAAAAAUACAGAUGGAAUACUUGUAGUGAUAUUAUAA